CUAGUCUCUUGUCAAACUCUGAAACGGGUGGUUCGUUGUUUUAAAGUUACAUUAGAGAGACAGAGUGAUUAUGAGUGACGAAAAUAUAGAGGAAGCGGUCCUCGCGUUGUACAAUCAAGAGAACUGGAGGGAUAUAAUUAAUUUAACAUGCGAUUCCAAUAAAUUCGAAAAGUGUCGAUUAUUCUGGGUCCUGCCAACCGUGAACGACUUACACUGGAUCAAAGAAAUCAUCGACAAACAUUAUAUAAGCGGAUUGACAAGCAUCGGUUGCGGUUGUGGAUUGCUGGAGUGGCUAUUCCAAAUGUAUUCCGGGUUGGAGGUCGCCGGUAUAGAGUUGGAUCGGUCAUGGUGGUGCAGCAAGUAUUCCCCGCCAUUGUUUCUGAAAAAUAUAUCGUUCGUUCAUGGGAGUAACGGAACGGACACGUGUAUACCGGAGAACCACGCCCUUUUAUUUUGUUACUUCAACAACGGCCCAGCGUUUUGCGAGUACAUAAAAAAUUUCAAGGGGAAACUCAUCUUUGUGAUCGGCCCCGAGGAGAAUCAACGUCGUUGGACGGAUCCGAUGCCUUUCGAUGGGAAAUUCCGUGAAUUCGGCUGGAGGUUGUUGAACAAAAAGGAAACCGAACGAUCCAAUGAUUACAUUACAGUUUACAGCAGAUGAUGGACGAUGCGUAUAGUUAACACGUUGACUGCCGCACGAUUUCAUAGAGCAAGCUACACAAAACGGAAAAAUAUAAUAUUUAUCCUUUGCACUCGGAAGUUUUGCACUAGAUUUUAACAUUUUCC
Nomia melanderi (Alkali bee) is the source of this 786-nucleotide messenger RNA. RefSeq lists its product as uncharacterized. The record is from RefSeq and is a predicted model, not a curated record. Lineage: Eukaryota; Metazoa; Arthropoda; Insecta; Hymenoptera; Halictidae.